Molecule: messenger RNA, 5735 nt
Organism: Folsomia candida
Lineage: Eukaryota; Metazoa; Arthropoda; Collembola; Entomobryomorpha; Isotomidae
Exons: 9
Coding region: 280-4986 (1568 amino acids)
Molecular function (GO): DNA binding
Source: RefSeq, a predicted model, not a curated record
UCACCACCCUAUGCAUCUCACCCUAAACAUCUCACUCACUUUUACGCACUUACCUUUGCUCCUCUUCACAAUAAUAACACCACACCACACAUGGUUCACUUUCAUCGGUGAAAUUAAUUAACUAAUUAAUUGGUCAACAUUUACCGUCAAGCGUAUUAAAUUCAGCAAAAUGGAGAACACGAAUAUAAAUUUUCUAAGCAUCUUCCGAAUCGCACAUAUCCAAGAUUUAAUUAAUACUAUGUGAUUUGGGUCAAUUGAUUUCAUCAUCCGGUUGUAAAUAUGUCUCGGUCAAUCAAGAACAUGACCGUUUCAACGUCCACUUCUGAGGAUGACAGUGAAGCAACGGGGUCAGAAUCGGAAGGGGGGACAGUUGUCACAAUUUCCUGUCAAGAAGAAGAAUGUGACACUUGUGAUGCUGAUAUUGAUGCUUUGCCCGUCUUCUUGAACGAGUUUGGUCGAUCUCACGAUAAAUGUUUGGUUUGUGAUGGGCAGAUAAGUGGAAAAGAAAAUGGGGUGGACUUGGGGACUAUUAAGGCGCAUAAGGAAAUCUGCAUCAAAAGUAUUCUUCCUGAUGUUCAAGUUCAGAGUAGCGUUUUGGAUAAAUCUUAUCCAUUUUGCAAGGACUGCACAGACUCAAAAGUGGCACGACUGACGGAUCUCUAUCGACAACUUUUAGUCCUUCAAGAAACAUUUGACGACGUGAGAUUUCUCAUCGUUCAAGGAAUCAUUAAAAAUUUCGUCAAAGAAAGACCAACCGGCGAUGAAGAAUCCGUUGGGGAAAAAGAUAAUCACAGAGACAAGACUGAAAAGAAGACGGAUAAAAAACGACACGGGGAUCGUGAUGGGGAUAAAUUAUUUCAAUACUGGAAACGAUAUGCCACUUAUCCAAAAAAGAUGGACGAGGAGGAAAACUUUCCAGACAUUCAAAUAGGAAAAGUGCAAAGUUAUUACAGGGGAAAUGUCAUGUUCGUUCCGCUGCCCAUCCCCACCAGUCCAGAGACUUCGGAUGGAGAGGUCAGAAUUAAGACGGAACCUGUUGAAACAUCCGACCAAGAAACCUUCAACGAGUUACUAAAUGGAAAUGCUGUGGAACCACCAAGCAGCCCCAUAAUGCCCUCCGUAGGCGUGAGAGACGCCUUAUUGUCACAACACGAGGCUAAUUCCCCUCCUCAAUCCCCAAUGAUUGGUUUCUCAACCCCUGGAUCCACAUCUCCCUCGUCAGAGUCUGACGAUAAUCUGGGAUUAUCAACGCCAAAAUCAAAACCGGCAGGAAAGCAAGUUUCUUCAGUUAACCACUCUUUCCUUCUACCCGACGCCUCUGCCCACUCUCUCACAUCUGGACGAAACAAGAAAAGAUCUCUCACUCGAAAGGUUCUACUGGAUAGCAAAACCCGACUGGAAAUCCUCCGCCAAAGAAACAAAACCAAAAAAUACGGCAACAACACCUCCACAGAUUCUGACUCGUCCAGUGGAUCGUUUUUCAAUCGAGCUCUGAAAGCGAAACGAAAAGCCAUCCGCACGUUGGGCAGUUUGGGUAUCGACCACGUCAGCAAAGUGAAGAAGAAGAGGAAGAAGACUGGCAAGAAAACGAGGAGGAGAAGGAUCGGUUUCACGACUGCACAUCAUCACAAUCAUAACAUUGCUCCAACUUGUGAUACUACUGGAGAAGGACCAAAGACAGCGACGACGGCGGCUUCUGACCAACUUUCCUCCAUGCCGAUACUGAUGAAAAUCAAGGAGGAAUUAGCCAGCUUCUCCUCCUCCUCUUCUUCCGGAGGUGAAUCCCCCACAUCCAAUAAUUAUCCAGAACACCCGCCAACACUCAGCAUCAUCAGGAGAAAGUCCACUCGGACCGUAAAGCGAAAAGUGAGAAAUGACUAUGUCACUAUAACAAAACCAGCAACUCGUCAAGGGGGUCGGAAAACCAGAAAAUCAGAUAAUCAAGCAGCACAUCCUACGGCUCGAAAAUCUACCUCCAAACUUCCACCACGUAUUCGGAACGGGAAACUGGGAAUGGGAAACCGGACUCCUCCAAAAAAGAAGAACAAUGUUGGAAAGAAGGAGCAACGACAACACAUGUGCUCGUCCUCAUCUGGGGAGGAGGUGGAGGAAGAGGACGAUAUGCUGAAUCUCUUCAAAUGUACUCCCAACAUCACAGAGGGGAAUCAGAGAGACGUCAAAAUUCCAGACUUUAAUCGCAGCGGAUCCAAAAAUAUCAGGACCAGGAAGAAAGGACCCCAUUCCAAGAAUGUGAACAAGUUUGACGAUGAUGACCAGCCCAACAUUUACACAGAUGAAGAUGGCACUGACUACUAUGAAGUUCCACCUCCGAACUACUUCAUAGACGACGAAGAGAACUCUUACUCAAACAGCCGGUCUCCGUCUCCAAGAAAGAAACAACGCCGUAGUUUUCAAUAUACUCAAGAAGCAGAAGCAGAAGAAGAGGAGGACGACGAGGAGGAGUACGAGUCUGAAGUUGAAGAGAAAAACCCACCCGACGGCGACGAGGAUAGCAGUGACGACUAUGAGAUUGGAAUCGAUGUGGAAAAUAUAGCGGCAUUAUGUGGAAAGAAGCGAAAGAGGAUAAAGUCUGAACCUCCUCCUCCUCAGCAAAAGUCGAAAAGGAGCAGCAACAAAACCAAACCUACGACGACCACCAUCACCACCACCAAUGCAAAGACUAAAAAUAAUGAUAACCAGCAAAAUGGGAAGGGCCUAGGUCGAGGUCGACCAAGAAAAGUGUUGACGCCAGAAGAGGAAGAGAAGCACAAAAAAGAUGCUCUAGAGAAGAGGCCACGAGGUCGGCCCAGAAAGAAUCAAACGCCAUCAUCUGUGCCUACCAAUACCACUCAGCAGGAGAAAGUUAAAAAAUCUCCAAAAACAAUAAAUCCUUCUCCAGGCACGACGAAGCAGAAAAUUAAAAAGGAAAGAGUGAGUGUCAAGUCUGAACCAAGAUUACCUCCUUCGCCGCCCAUGAUUCCUGGAGAUGAUGUCGUAGAUUUGACCACACCCACAAACGUGUCCGCAUUCUCCACUCUCCUCACGCAAACUGUCCGCUCACUCGUGCAAAAUGUGGAUCCGUCCCCAUCACCCACUCGAAGAUAUGGGAGCAGAAAUCUGGGCGGUGCUCUUCCUCCGUAUUCCGCACAACUGAAAACAUCGCCCAAAGAUGAAGGCGCACUCUUCUCGGAUUAUGAUGAUGGCGACGAUUUCGCUCCCGCAGUCUCAGACGCGGAAUCUUACGGUUCAGCAGAACGAAAAUCACGCUCCCGCACGAGAAAACCGCGAGUGAAGAAACCCAAGGCUGACAAAUCUGCAGAUUCUACCGCUGCUGCUUCCUCCACUUCUAAAUCUCCGGGCGGAAGUGCUGGCCGUCAGAAACAUCCAAAGAUGUGCUCAGUCUGCGGGAAAAUACUGGUUUCCAGCUGGAAUUUGACAGUCCACAUGCGCACCCACACGGAUAACCGACCUUACCCAUGCACUGAAGCAGGCUGUACUCUUCGAUUCUUCAAACCCGAGAACCUGCGGACCCACCUUCGCCAUCAUACGAAAGAGCGGCCUUAUCGCUGCGAGCUGUGCAACGCCAGAUUUUCUUAUCGCGUCGUCCUCCGAACUCACAAGGCUGCGAAGCACAAAGUAUACGAUUGCGAAGGCGUGUUUGAGUGCGUGUGUGGCGAGAAGACGAUAGCAGAAACGUUUCUGAGGAAGCAUUUCCGAUCUUGUGAGAGGAAACGCAAGAGAGAACAAGGCGAUGAUGCGCCCAACAUUCGUGACAAGUUCAAAGUUUACUGUAAUUAUUGCGAAAUCCAGUUUGAAGAUGGCGAGGAGUUCAAGACACAUCAAACCACGGAUAGAAAGCACAUUGAUAUUAAAAAUGCCAAAUUAGCGAUAGCUCGUAAGGAGCUCGGGGAAUACGAAAAGAGUAAGGAAACUCCUGACGCCAAUAACAGUACGGAAGUAGAGUGUCAAGUUUGCGGCGAAAAACAGCCCGACAAUCGUCUCCUCCAAAUUCACAUGAACAAACUGCACACGCAGAAAGGGCCGUUUAAUUGCGAUACGUGUGGUAAAUUGUUUUCGUCCUUCAGUAAUCUCAAGACGCACCAGGUCAUUCACGAUCAAGAUAAGCCCUUCGUCUGUCCAACAUGUAAUGAGGGCUUCAACACGAAAGUCUCACUGACUAAUCACACAAUCAAGAAGCAUGGAACGGGGAGCCUGUCCUUCUCUUGUACCUACUGCACGAUAGGGUUCUCGGGCUCACGGGCGUACCACAAACACAUGGUCAUCUCGCACAAGGAGCUCCAUUGUGUUGACAAGCCACACAUUUGUACCGUCUGCUAUUUCAUUUUUCGAGAGGAGGGACAGCUCGAUCGUCAUUUGAGAGAACGUCACGCUGAUUUGAUUUGCUUGUCCUGUGGAAAAAUGUUUGGUUAUCGGCGUGACUUGAGGAAACACAUGGAAGCAAUGCAUCGCUCAUCCGACCCACUCCCACCUCGAAACGACGGGAAGGCGGAAGAUGACGACGAAGAAUAUGGGAGCGAUGACAAUGAACAACAACAACCCAACAGCACACCAGUAACAGUCAUAGUACAACAACCGAUAAAUCCAACAGCAGCAACACAUUCAACACUUCCAAAAGUAUUGAUUCCUCCCUCGCUCCCGAAACCAAGAGGAAGGCCACGCAAGACUUCAAAGUCAUCAAAUAAGCUGUUUUCCGAGGAAGCUGGACCUUCUUCAACGACUGCGAAUGCACCACGAAGCUCAUUUCAACCUCCACAACAUUGCACAUCUUCCCUUCCACCCAAUUCGGACCCUCCGUUCAAUAUGGUGAUGAACAUGCCUGUUGGACCUGGACCACUUCCCCUCGUCUCCAGCAACUUUGAUCAGCAAUACGCCGCCAUUCUCUCCAGUCAAAGACAUCACAAUCAGAGGGAUGGAAGUCGUGACGAUUUUACAAAUAGCAGCUCUGGCAGCUUUCUCUAUGAAUGAGAGAUCAUCGUUUAUCUUCUAAUACAUAAUAUGCGUCCUGCCAAGAUUUUAGGUUACUUAACUCCUGAACAGUGAAGACAAAAUUUAUUAACAAUGUCCAAUCGCGAAUUUUGCAGUUUUAUGCAAAAAACUCAAUAACAUUAACUUAAAAUUGGCUGUGUAGAUUAUUUUUAUAUAUUGAAUUGUAGUUUAUGCAGAGUAUGGAAAGGGCAGCAUGACUUACAGCUGUAUUCUUAUCUUGCCUGAUUUUACAUAUAUUCCGAAUACUGAAAUACUACACUUACCCUGAGCAAUGCAAUAGAUGCGAUGUACUGCCUCUCAGAUUACGAUGCCAAACAGAUAACUUUACUAAUUUAUAUUAUGUGUUACCCUUUAUGUUAUUUCUAUUGAAUAUUUAUGUAGGAAUCCUUAAUUCGAAUCGAGCGUGCUAUCAUAUUGAAUUAACUUACAACAUUAUGCUCUUCCGUGUUUCUUUGUGUAAUACUGAAAUUACUCAAAGUUAAUUAUUUUGUAUGUGAAUUCAAAUUUUAGUAGAGAAUGUAAAGUUUCAAAUUUAUUAUGCCACAAACAAUAUAUUGUUAUAAUAUAAACCAACUCUUUACCCUAUUCGGGAUUCCGUAUUUAAUUCAGUAAAAAUAUAUUGAGUUUAUGUUGAGAUUUUGUACGCUUUUCUACCGAAAUAUAACCUACUUACAUAGGCGAAUUUAGAAAAAAAUAAAGAUGCAACAUAUUAGAAUCGUAUGUCAACA